UCACACGACGUGUACCAGUCAGUCUCAUUUCAGUCUCUAGGAAAAAGACCAUGUGAAAUAUCAUAACGUUUCUGAUGCUGUCGUUUUGUGGGAACAUUUUUGUUCCUUUUACGCGUUCGUUUAUCAGGAAACAAAUCAAAUUCUCCCGUGGACGAUUGUUCUCUUCAUUUAGAAAUAGAAAACGAUUUUAUGAAAAAGUCGAUGUUGCUCAAACAAAAAAUGGUUAUCAAAUCAUGCUUGAUGAUAAAACUGUAAAAACACCAUAUGGAAAGUACUUAUGUGUGCCUUAUGAAUCAUUAGCAGCGGCUUUGUCCGUAGAAUGGGAUGCUCAGGAAGACGUCAUCAAGCCUGAGUUCAUGCAUUUGACCGCUCUUACUAACACAGUUAUUGACGACCCACUUGGUAAAACUCCAGAAGCCAGAAUAGAAGAUGUUUUGGAGUACUUGAUGACUGACACAGUUUGUUUUCUAUCUGAAGAACCAGAAGACUUACUUGCAUUGCAAAGUAAAGAAUGGGGACCAUUGUGGGAAUGGUUUAAUGACAGAUUUGCUGUUUCGCUCGUACCUACAAACUCCUUGCUGGUGGAAAUAUCUCCUGAGAUAAGAACUACCUUGCAGGAUUAUGUAUCAUCAUUUAACAAAUGGUCUUUAACUGGAUUUGAGUAUGCUGUUGAAUCUGCGAAAUCAGUUGUAAUUGCAUGUGCACUAGCAGAAAAAGAAAUAACUGUUGAAAAAGCAUCAUCACUAUCAAGAUUGGAAGUUGAAUUUCAAAUAAAACAAUGGGGCAAUGUUGAAUGGGCACAUGAAGUUGACCUGAUGGACUUAAGAAGUCGUUUAGCAGCAGCAACACUUUUUUUCCAUCUCACAAAUGGCAGUACAUUGGAUGGUUAUGGAGAAUGACUAAAUGGAUAAGGUUUUUAUGUCAUUGUCUGUCUGUAACAUUGUUUAACUUGAGAUUGUAUGGUGUAUAUUAUUUUGUAGACUAUGAUAUAGUUGUUGCUAUGUAACAUGUUUAUAAAACUUAUUAAAACUAUGUACAAUAA
Messenger RNA from Xenia sp. Carnegie-2017, 1042 nucleotides. Its product is annotated as ATP synthase mitochondrial F1 complex assembly factor 2-like. The record is from RefSeq and is a predicted model, not a curated record. NCBI's taxonomy places the organism in Eukaryota, Metazoa, Cnidaria, Anthozoa, Malacalcyonacea, Xeniidae. Bases 75 to 899 code for a protein of 274 amino acids. The transcript is spliced from 8 exons. Gene Ontology annotation, cellular component: mitochondrion. Gene Ontology annotation, biological process: mitochondrial proton-transporting ATP synthase complex assembly.